AUGGCAGCAGCAGAAAAGCCAACAGUGUUAAUUGUUGGAGCAGGUCUAGGAGGACUCAUGCUCGGAGCCCUGCUGGAGAAAAUCAAUGUGCCCUACUUCAUCUUUGAGCGCACUUCCGCCAUCAAGUCCUUGGGUUCGGCAAUCUCAAUCGGAUCUCCAGUUCUCGCCUUGUUUCAACAGCUUGGCAUUUAUGAGGAACUUGUCAGCGUCGGUCUUCGGUACACUGGCAUUGCUGCUCACAAAGAAAACUUGGAACCUUAUCCUCUCCAAGACUUUACACCCCUUGAUGAGCUGACUGGAUACUCGCAGUACAUUGUGUCAAGACCAGUCCUGUAUGGUCUUCUUCUGAAGCAGGUCCCAGCACACAGAGUCUUACUCAAGAAGCGGAUCCUAACCAUCUCUGAAGAAGACGACAAGGUGACCAUCCAGGCUGCCGACAACACUGUCUACGAGGGAGAUCUCCUCGUCGGAGCAGAUGGAGCAUACAGUGCUGUCCGCCAACGACUCUACGAGAAACUGAAAAUCAAGGGAUUGCUUCCUGAGACAGACGACGAGGAGCUCCCAUUCAACUGUACAUGCCUUGUGGGUCAGACUGAGCCUUUGGACAUUGAAGAGUUCCCUAUCCUGAAGAACACGUUCAGUCAGUUCCUUACUGUUCGUGGAAUUGAUAUCCCCUACACGUGGGUAGUAUUUACGACCGCCCAGCGCCAAAUCUGCUGGAUGAUCAUUCACCACCUCACCAAAACCACAAGUAAGGCAGCAAUUGACCAACGGUUCAGGAAUAACGAUAACUCAGAGUGGGGGCCUCAUGCCGCCAAACAGAUGUGUGACGAGACCCGAGAUUUCAAGACUCCAAUUAGGGAUGGUGAUAGGUUCUUGACCCUGGGCGAUUUGUAUGAGAGGACCCCGCAGGAUCUGAUUUCAAAGGUCAUGCUAGAGGAGAAGGUGUUUGAGACUUGGUACCAUGGGCGCACUGUUCUCAUUGGCGAUGGUGCUGUUGCCGCAAUGCAUGAUGCAUUGGCGCUCACAAACUUGUUAUACGCCCUCCCCAGCAAGACAUCUGCAGAAAUUCAGCAGAUCCUCUCCGAGUACCAGGAAGAACGUCGCCCCUUAGCCCUAGCAACCUUCAAGAGUAGUCGCAUGCUCAGUCAGGUUCUGAGAAAGGACUUUGUAGGCUGGAUCGCACGAUUGAUAUCGACCAACAUGCCAGCGUGGUUGUGGAGAAUCUUUUUGGGUAGGGCAUUUGCGAACCGUCCUCAGGCGGGGUUCAUGGAGAGGGUUGAGACUAAGGGGUCGGCGCCUCCGAACCCCUCGCCUAGUAUGGAUAAGGCAAGGGCUGUAUUUGAGGAAAGGAAGCGGGAUGCUGUCUUGGUUUGA
Molecule: messenger RNA, 1377 nt
Organism: Linnemannia hyalina
Lineage: Eukaryota; Fungi; Mortierellomycota; Mortierellomycetes; Mortierellales; Mortierellaceae
Source: the annotation of a GenBank genome assembly